Molecule: messenger RNA, 1164 nt
Organism: Truncatella angustata
Lineage: Eukaryota; Fungi; Ascomycota; Sordariomycetes; Amphisphaeriales; Sporocadaceae
Product: aminotransferase-like protein
Exons: 3
Coding region: 1-1164 (387 amino acids)
Biological process (GO): biosynthetic process
Molecular function (GO): pyridoxal phosphate binding
Source: RefSeq, a predicted model, not a curated record
AUGGUAAAAUUACCCCCUUUUGAUGUCGAGCAGUGGAUGGACAAGUAUGAAACAACACCAGGUGUGCUCAACAUAGCGGAAACAUGCUGCGCGUCUGUUUCUGUUGACGAUCUCAGGAAGUUUAACCGGAAACCAAAUUCACCAUCGCCACUUGACCUUGGAAGAAAAAUGACCUACAGCCCCAUCCGUGGAUCAGAUGAACUCCGCCAGAACAUCGCGAACCUGUACCAUAUGGAAGGGUCCGUACUUAGUCUUUCGCCCUCAUCCGUGAUUGUGACGCAAGGUGCGAUCUCUGCAAAUCACCUAGUAAUUUACAGUCUUGCUGGGCCAGGAGAUCAUCUAUACGCUGUGCCGGAAAGCCUAGGGGCUGAAGUAUCUCUUUGGGAGCUGAAAGCUGAAGACGAAUUCUUACCUGAUGUCAAUAAACUUAUAGGGCUGGUCAAAGGCAACACCAAGAUGCUUGUCAUCAACAAUCCAUACAAUCCAACUGGAGCCACCAUACCCAUUGAGAUGCUGGAGCAGAUUGUGGAAGUUCCCCGCAAGCAUGAUAUCAUCCUUUUUGCAGACGAAGUCUUCCGCCCACUCUUCCACAGCGUAGAGUCUGACAAGAUCCCACCAUCGGUUCUGUCGCUCAAUUACGAGAGGGCAGUCGUUACUUCUCCCAUGUCGAAAGCUUGGGCUCUUGCAGGUAUCCGCGUGGGGUGGAUUGCUUCCAAUGACAGCUCAAUCAUGGGGAAAGUGGCUAUUGCGCGAGAUUACACCACCAUUGGUGUUUCGCAACUGGACGACCAGAUCGCCCGUUAUGCGCUUAGUGAGGAUGUGAGACCACAACUGAUUGACCGAAACAUCACACUUGCUCGGAAGAAUCUCGAAAUCCUAGAUCUGUUCGUGCACAAUCAUUCGGAUUUUGUCUCCUGGGUAAAGCCAACUGCGGGAACGACUGCUUUCAUGCGAUUUAAAAAGAAUGGACAGCCAGUUGAAGACGAGAAAUUCUGUAUCGACGUGUUGCAUGACACGAAAGUCAUGUUUCUACCUGGUUGCAAGUGCUUCGGACACGGAAAGCGGUUCGAGGGCUACGUUCGGGUUGGCUAUGUGCAAGAGACUGAAGGGCUCAGGCGUGCUUUGGAGCAAUUGGGCGCCUAUGUCAAAGAAAACCUUGCGUAA